Messenger RNA from Caenorhabditis briggsae, 675 nucleotides. The coding region runs from base 1 to 675 and encodes 224 amino acids. The transcript has 4 exons. Gene Ontology annotation, biological process: proteolysis. Gene Ontology annotation, molecular function: serine-type endopeptidase activity. The record is from RefSeq and is a predicted model, not a curated record. Lineage: Eukaryota; Metazoa; Nematoda; Chromadorea; Rhabditida; Rhabditidae.
AUGAGGAACAAGGUCAUAUUUGGAACGAAGACCGAGUCGAAAGAAGCUCCAUGGGCUGUUCCUAUUGCUGUGUAUCGAUACGAAGGGGUUUUGCAUUGCACUGCCACCCUUGUAUCUUCUCGCCACAUCAUUACUGCUCGACACUGUUUUGUAAGGGAUUUCGAGCACGGAUCAUUCAGAUACGUCUUCAAUGGAGAAGUUAUUAAUAAGGAUAACUGUCGGGGAGAGGAUUAUAUUGUUCCUCCUGAAAGAAGUGAAGCUGACAUCCACUUUGCCACUAGGUGUCGAGAUGAGGAAACUUGUGAAAAUAUAAACCUUCCCACGAAUCUAAUCACAAGAAAGCCAGCUCUGGUUGUCUUACCCGGACUGUGUUCAGGAAAUGUUCUAACAUAUCUCAAUCAAGAUGACAUUGCUAUAGUAGAACUAGAUAAAGAUGUCCUCUUCUCAGAAAAGAUUCAUCCUAUCUGUAUUGAUUUGCAACCAAUAAAUGCAUACUUUGAGGGAGACAGUGGUGGAGGAGGCAUUAUGGAGAGAAAUGGCAGAACGACACUCGUAGCAGUUUUGAGCAGAGGCGAAGCUUGUGGUGAACAUAAAAGAGACAAGGCUGACCUCCAUAUGUCAGUGUGGUACUAUUCAAAAGUCAUCUGCAAGUACACUGGCAUUUGUAAAAUGUAA